AUGACUGAGUUCUAGCUGAUCUCGGCUCCUGGGGACAAGACGUGCCAGCAAACCUGGGAAAAACUUCAAGCAGCUACCACAAAGAAUAACAAUCUGUCUACCAACUCCAAGUUUAAUAUCCCUGACUUAAAGGUUGGCACUCUGGAUGUGCUGGUCGGGCUGUCUGAUGAACUGGCUAAACUGGACUUGUUUGUGGAAGGAACCGUUAAGAAGGUAGCGCAGUACAUGGCUGAUGUUUUGGAGGACAGCAGAGAUAAAUUUCAGGAAAAUCUUCUCGCCAGUGGAGUGGAUUUGGUCACCUACAUAACCAGGUUCCAGUGGGAUAUGGCAAAGUAUCCAAUUAAGCAGUCAUUAAAAAACAUUGCUGAAAUCAUUGCUAAGGGUGUAACCCAGAUUGAUAAUGAUCUUAAAGCAAGGGCCUCUGCUUAUAAUAAUCUGAAAGGAAAUCUUCAGAACUUGGAAAGAAAAAAUGCCGGAAGUUUGAUAACCAGAAGUCUGGCUGAAAUUGUAAAAAAAGAUGACUUUGUUCUUGAUUCAGAGUACCUGGUCACGCUUUUGGUAGUCGUCCCUAAGAAUAACUACAAUGAAUGGGUAAAGCAAUAUGAAACUCUCUCUGAGAUGGUUGUCCCUCGAUCCAGCAAUGUUCUUUCAGAAGACCAGGACAGUUAUCUUUGUAACGUCACUUUAUUCAGGAAAGCGGUUGAUGACUUCCGUCACAAAGCCAGAGAAAAUAAAUUUGUUGUUCGUGAUUUCCAGUAUAAUGAGGAGGAAAUGAAAGCCGACAAAGAAGAAAUGACCAGGCUAUCUACCGAUAAGAAAAAACUGUUUGGUCCUCUUGUACGAUGGCUCAAAGUAAUCUUCAGUGAAGCUUUUAUUGCUUGGAUUCAUGUGAAAGCUCUGAGAGUUUUUGUUGAGUCUGUUUUAAGGUACGGCUUACCAGUAAACUUCCAAGCCAUGCUGCUUCAACCCAGUAAGAAGACAAUGAAAAAAGUGAGGGAAGUAUUGUACGAUUUAUACAAGCAUCUGGACAGUAGUGCUGCCUCUAUUAUUGAUGCUCCAAUGGAUAUUCCUGGAUUAAACCUCAGCCAGCAAGAGUACUACCUAUAUGUAUACUACAAGAUUGACUGCAAUUUGCUUGAAUUUAAGUAAAAGAAAGUUGCACUGUUGUCUGAACAGAAAUGAGUUUGAAGUACAGCGACAAAC
Messenger RNA from Bombina bombina (fire-bellied toad), 1203 nucleotides. RefSeq names its product V-type proton ATPase subunit C 1-like. Gene Ontology annotation, biological process: proton transmembrane transport. The record is from RefSeq and is a predicted model, not a curated record. Gene Ontology annotation, cellular component: lysosomal membrane; vacuolar proton-transporting V-type ATPase, V1 domain. The transcript has a single exon. Gene Ontology annotation, molecular function: proton-transporting ATPase activity, rotational mechanism. Lineage: Eukaryota; Metazoa; Chordata; Amphibia; Anura; Bombinatoridae.